AUGGCGGAUGUUCAGCAGCAGCAGGUGGUGAAUGCCAUGCUGCAACAGCUGCCACAGCAGCAACGGUCGCAGAUCGAACAGGCGGUGAACAAUUAUCGACAGACCAUGGUGCAGCAAAACUAUAGCACUGAGGCUGUCCAGGAGCAAUCGAAGAAAGCCACUCCCAGUCAGAGUGCUGCGAGUCAGGCGGAUGUGGAUUUGUUGGCAGCACCACAGCCAGUUACAGCCUUGAUUUGGGAGGAGUCCAGCGGUUUGCUCAGCGGCUCUUUGGGAGGAUCUUCUCCUGGUUUGCUAAGUGGCUCCUUGGGAGGUAGCUCCCCGGGGCUCCUCAGUGGCAACUUGGGCGGCUCAUCCGUGGGCGCCCUGUCCGCGCGGCAGGACGGCCAGUUUGGAGGUGCCUCGGCGGGUUGGCUGGGCUCGAAGUUUUGGUGUUCCAUAUGUCCCCUGGGUCUUUUCGGUGGGCGUUACCACGGCGCCAAGCCGAUCGUCAAUGGUCUCCCGGCCGACCAGCUUGAUAAGCCGCACAAGUGGGUGCCAGCUGAGCAGUGUGCCUUUGUGAACCCGCCCGUAGAUGGAGUUCACACCGAGUGCCGUUUCUGUGGGGAAGAGCCUUACACGGGAAUUCACUGCCCUUCCGAUGCCAUCGUACCAUCCCACAAGAAGUGUGAGUUCGACAAUCCACCGAUCAAUACCUACUACUGGGAGCCCGAAUGCACCAAUGGCACCUUAGGCUGUUUGGCGGAUGGCAAAAAUUGGGGUUGUCGCUGGUGUGGCUUUGGAGAUUACUCAUCUGUGACAUGCCCGUCGUCAACGUGCACAUUCGACAAUGAGCCGGUCACACCCUACUAUUGGGAUUCUCUGUGUGAGAUGGGUAUGCUCGGAUGUAAUGCUGAUGGAAUCCAUGUGCAAUGCCGAUUUUGUGAUCACAAGCCCUUCAACUCCGUGCACUGUCCUCCCUCCGCGCGACCGAACUACCAAGACGGUGAAUGCUGGUUUCCGCAGGGGACAGCUCAAAGCUACAAGUGGGACAAGAAAUGCAUGUGGGGAAUCCUCGGUCGCUUGGCAGUGCCGCGCCGUUGCGUCGGUAUUGUGUUUCUCAAAAUGGGGACCACGGGUUUCGGGAACAUGUGGAUAUUUUGA
Molecule: messenger RNA, 1140 nt
Organism: Cladocopium goreaui
Lineage: Eukaryota; Dinophyceae; Suessiales; Symbiodiniaceae
Source: the annotation of a GenBank genome assembly